UAUUUCAUUUCAGAUAUCAUUUAGACUGACAUGAGGCCAUCAACAUUUGACAGCAUCGGCUUUGCAGUUUUUGUAAACAUGUUCCCUUUCAAAUUCCCAUUCCCUUGCCCAAGGCUCGCCAAUUCACAUUGGAAGAGUGUUGCAAAACCACCUGGCAAGAAGAUUUUCUCUCCCCGACUGCAGUUCAGCACCAGUUUGUGAAGUUUUAUGGCUGUCACACUGCUCCAUCGCAUAGUACAAUUUAUGCUUCAGGUUGUUGUGCAUCAUAAUCUUCUGCUUUGAACUACCUGAAGUCAGUACAGGACAAGAAUGCAGGCUGCCAUGAGGACCGGCAUGCCACAGAGGGUUGUGCUGCUCGUACUCCUCUUUGUCUCUGAUGUCUGCACCAAAAAGCUUCUCCAAGGCUCCAGCAAUGACGAUCAUGAUGAUGGCAAGGAUGGGGCGUCCUGGUCGGAGAGUUUCCCGAGGGCACGGUGCAUGUCCCGCUGCUUGAGUUUGCACAAUGCGCCAACACUGCAGAACAAUGGAUCACUAUCUUGGUGUCAUAGUCAUAGAGUGUGUGCAAAGUGCCUGGAGCCCUGUAGAGAUUCCUGGUCCAAUGAAAGGAAGAGCAACUGUAAAGAGUUCUGUGAGAAAUUGUUUCCUCUGAACCACUGGGAAUGUGUGGCGAGCUGUGAGUUCCUUCAGACACUGUUGGAAGUGAAACAAGGUGGUUGCCCGCCUCCGAACCAAGCCAGUGGCUUUGCAGCCGCCUGUGUAGACAGCUGUGAUCACGACACAGAAUGUCCAGCUCAAAAGAAAUGCUGCUCCAAUGACUGCGGUCACACAUGCCAGUCUCCACAAGACCUUUACAAGGGGGUUCCUUUAAAACCGAGGAACGAGCUGGACUUUGAGGAGGUGCCCCCUGGUCAUCUGGAGGUGUACUGGUUCUCCAAGUUCAAUAUCUCCGCUGAGCCUGUGGUCUACAUCCUGCAGACAAGAUGGAACUUUGGCAUUCAACCCAGUGAUGAUGCUGCCAUUUCCUGGCAUGUGGUUUCACAGACCACAGAACAGAGAGCCCGAUUGUACGACAUCCGACCGGGCCGCUGGUACCAGUUCAGAGUCGCAGCUGUCAAUACUCACGGAACCAGAGGUUUCACCACUCCGAGUCGACACAUUCAAUCCAGCAGAGACCCCCGUCGCCCUCCCGCACCAACUGAGCUGAGAGCGACCAACAUAACGUUUGCCACGGGCCAGGCGGUGUGGGUCCAACUACAGUGGCACAUGCUUGAAGACCUCGAUGUUCCUGUUCACCACUACAAGGUUAGCUGGACUUGGACUGCUAUUGGUCAACCCAUCGCUUACUCUUUGACCAAGAGGAGGAAGCUAGUAAGAGAGAUGCAGGUGGUGCUAGAUGGCAUGCGGUCCGGUCGGACGUAUAGUGUGGAAGUCCAGCCUGUGUCCUACUGGAAACAAAGCCAGCUGAAAGGACCCCGGGCCAUUGUACACUUCAGCACACAUCUUAACACCAGUGCAACACCAAUAUCCUCUGCGGCUGACAUCCUGCAUGUGGGGACACCCUUCUAUCAAAAUGGACAGCUACAGGUUCACAUUUACUGGCAGAGCAGCACAGACCCUUCAGUUGAGUACUACAAAAUCCAGUGGGAACCAGAGUAUUGCGAGCACAAGCAAAACACACUCAGAGAGAAGACCAGUACAAAGGAGACCUUCACCAGCCUGCAGGAUUUGCUCUUCUCCUGUAAGUACAAAGUCCUACUACAGCCUGUCAGCAGCACCAGUAGACCGCCGGCCAAGAGCAUCUGCUUCAUUACGCCUUCCUGUUCUGCCAUACAAGCCAAGAGUCCAAAACCCAUAGCCUGUAAUGGAGAAACACGGAUUCCUCAGAAGGUUCUGAUCAAGCCAACCAACCUGACAGUUUCCUUCAAGGUACGUGGUGGUGACCUGACUGCUAUCUUUAACUGGGAUGUGUCUGCUGGCCUAUCUCAGGGUCACCUAACUGGCUACCAGGUGACCCUGGUAGAGGUCACGUCAACCAGGCGACUCAGCAAUGAGGACUUCUCCCAAUCCCAGAUCUUAACCGCGGACAGCAACAUUCUGGCAGUUUCUGACCUACACCCUGCCAGUGUCUACAGGUUGGAGGUCCGAGCUAUCACUGCAAACGGUGAAGGUCCAGCCAUCAGCAGAAUCUUCCAGACUCCAGGAUUCCAACAUGUGUUAAAGCAUAGAAAAAGUAUUGCUAAACAAGCAAGAUGAGGAACAUUAGUAUGAUUAGCCAGUCGCUCAGAGGCACUGGCCUGACAGUCAAUUGGAAUGCACAACCUUGUCUCCCUAAAUUCAAGGUGCCAUUAAACCUUGGUUGCUAACAAAGCAAAUAAACAAGAGGAAAACAACUCCAAAUGCAGAAAUGCAACAAUUACCCAAAUAACUUCUUCCUUCAACUGUUUCAAGUUUGAUAGUUUAUUUAUUUUCCUGCCGUAUCAUGUUGUCAACACUGCAUGCAAACUCCCAAUUCACCUUAGAGUGUAUUGACAAAUAAAUGGUAAAAUGGUGAAAUGAUGAUGUUCACAAUAGUUCUAUGCAGUGUAAAUUAUGUAUAUAAUGUCUGAAUUAGUUGUGUCAUACUGUAUUAUCUGUUUAGUUGUGUGUACUAGACCUGUGGAGAGCUAUUGAACAAAGAUUCAAUAUAUAAAUCCUAUGCCAUGUGUAGCGCAUGCUUUUUAGGAUUUGCCCUUUUUUUUUCUUAUUUUGCCUUAAUGAUUGUUAUGCCCGUGUCCUUUGUGCACACCAACUCAAUGCUCAGAAAUGAUUGCAACAUGUUUCAUUGGCUUGCAUGUGCACACUGUGCACCGCACAACUUUUGGGCACCAUUGAUUCUCUUGCAUCAGCCUGUUCUACUGUAGGAGGCGGAAAAUGCAUGGUGUCAGUGGCCCUUCAAAGUCACUUAGAAGUUAGUCUUCAUCCACAGGAAUCAAACGGAACACUUUUCCCCCCUCCAGCUCCUUCAAUUGAUAGCGAUAAGGUGCAUGCAUUUUCAUGAUUAAAACCUGCCACAAGCUAGUUAUCAUUUGGACAGUUUGGUGCUGCAUAUACUUAAUGCUUUGAACCAUUUAGAAGUGAAAUGAGGGCAUCAGUCCCUUUCAUUGGCGAUAAAUGCUUAUAGACCAACUCAAUUUCACGGUGGGACAAAAUAAAAAAUUGGGACAACAUUGCGGGCCAAACUCAAUAUUAAAUGAAAAAUCACUGCGAUGUGCAUGUUUCCCUUCUCUGCAGAAAUGUAGUGUUAAAGUUUCUGAGCCGCUUUUCCUCACUAGGGUCACGGUCGUGCUGGAGCCUAUCCCAGCUAUCAUCGGGCAGGAGGCAGGGUACACCCUGAACUGGUUGCCAGCCAAUCGUAGGGCAUCAUGUUACCUAUUUAAAUACAAAACAACAAAUACCACUGAUGUCUUUUGUCGCAAAUUUAACAGUCAUAAUCGUUAUGGCUUCCCUCUAUGACAACAGCGACGGCGAUUUAUUUUUGCAUUGAUAUCUGUAUUUGUAUGAAGUGCACCUACAGUAUUUCAAUAUUUCCUUUUUGGGACUACUCUACUGGCACAGGAAUAUGUUGUAAUGGGGAGACAGAAUUGUUAUUCUCUCUCCGUGUGAUGUUCGUUCACCCACGACUUUUGACUUGAGAUAAACACUCACUAGUAUGCCACUAAAAAGUGCUGCUAUUACAAUAUGCUUAAAUAAUUCGGCGAAUCAUCUCUUUGAAUUAGUGAGAAGAAGCGGCUCAGAAAAUGGAUGGAUGGAUGGAUAGGUAACAUGAAUUCUUCUGUCUUUCUAUAUCUUCUAUUUAGCUAUCUCCAAUGACCUUUCUUUUUUUAUAUAAAUCUUUUUUCAAAGGCCAACAACAAAACAACCCAAAAAAAUAAGAAUGCCCUUCAAUAAAAAGCCAAACUUCAAACUAUUAACAGGUAAUCUGCCUCCCACCUGUCUUGGAAGUUAACUGUUUUCCAUCUUUCGUUUGGUCAUUUUUGGGAAGGGGAAGUGUAAAUUUGCUCGAGGAGACUGGUAGCAUAGUUGCUAACGACUGCAACAGAAAGGGAAGGGGCGCUUGCCGGUCUAGACUGUUGGGCCAACACACUAGCAAAGCAU
Phyllopteryx taeniolatus (common seadragon) is the source of this 4134-nucleotide messenger RNA. Its product is annotated as anosmin-1-like. Gene Ontology annotation, biological process: neuron differentiation. The coding region runs from base 310 to 2253 and encodes 647 amino acids. Gene Ontology annotation, molecular function: protein binding; peptidase inhibitor activity. The transcript has 14 exons. Lineage: Eukaryota; Metazoa; Chordata; Actinopteri; Syngnathiformes; Syngnathidae. The record is from RefSeq and is a predicted model, not a curated record. Gene Ontology annotation, cellular component: extracellular region; cell surface.